AUGUACGACUCCAGAGAAAGACAGAAGUUCAUCAGUGAUGCUCAGUAUGUGAGGGAAAUGCAACACAAGAUGGAUUCAGAGUAUCAGGCUUGCCUGAGAAUACAGGAGCAGAAUAGAGAACAGACUGAGAAGAAACGAGAGCAACAUGCCAGGCAAGAACAGAGACAGAAAACCCUAUCUUCCAUCUAUGCUACACGCAGUUAUGAAAGACCAUGGAUAUCAGGCAUACCAGUUACCAGACAGACCUCUGCAGAUGAGGGUUCUGGGUCCGCCAUCAAGCUUUCUGCAAACAGAUCUGACUCAAAAUUUCCUGCUAUAGAAAAAACAUCAAGCAAGCAAAAGCAAAAACCUCCCAUGAGUUCCAGCAAAGUAACUCCAGCUGCCCAGAAGCAGUCAUUAUUAAGGAGGAAGAGAAUGAACCAGGGAGGAUUGUUGGGAAGCCCAGACACCCAGAAUAUGAGAAAAUUGGAAGACAGAGACAGACAGGCCUCGUUGCUGCAGGCAAAGGCACAAGUUACCAGUGCAUCUGAUCUAGGAGUGACAAAUGAAACUAUGCUCACGAACAAGAAGAGAUCGCAAGAGAAAAGGAAUGUAAUCCAGUCUUCUAAGCUAAAUCUCGAUUGUAAAGGUCUAGACAAAGAUAGCAAAAUAGGAAGUGUCCUUCCACAGGAUCAGCAGUCUCCAACUCUAUCAUCUGCAUCUACCUUGCAAGGAGCUCAUGGUUCCUUUGUCUCAAAUGAGUCACAUGGUCCAUCUUUUAUACCCACUAAAAUGGCCCCUUUGAGGUUUAGAGAUGAAAACUUUUAUUCUAUGCUUUGCUUAAACAUGGAAGAGUCCUGUGAAGAAAAUGAUACUAAAGAUGAUGAUUUACUAGAGAAGGAAUUCCUUUCUUUCAAUCUAAAUCACUCUCCUACUCCUCUAGAACAAAUUAGGAAAUUUAGUGGAACAUCCUUGGCACAAGAUGAACAAUGUAACUCUGAAGAAGCUGGAGAUGAUAGAAGCAUUUCAUCAAGAAGAGUUGAAUCUUCUCAUCAACCAUUAAGACAACCCAAUGUAAUGGACACAGCUGUUGAACAGUCUUCAUUAAGGCGAAGAAACUUUAGGGACUAUGGAAAGUCUUACACUCCAGAUGGGAAUUCUUCUGAAGGUGCUGAUUGCAAUGAAAAUGAAACUCCAUUAUUUAGUUCAAGAAGCUCACGAGCUGAAAGCAGACCAGGCAGCGCACCUAUUGCUGAGACUCUUAAUAACAUUAGCUCUAUAGAUAGGCGUAGCGUCAAUAUUUAUAACAGAGAAUUGCAAGCCUAUGAAAGCAACCAGAGGCGUUAUACUGAUCUCCUUACUUCUGCAAGGUCAACAGUUCAUAGACCAUUAUUGUAUUCUGCAUAUAAUACUCCAAGAUCAUUAAUACAAUCUGCUCAUAGAGCUGAGGUCUCAACAAAUUUGAGCUCGACAACUGUACCAUCUCAAGUAUUGGAUUUGGAUGGAAGUUCAAGGUUUAAUGUCCGUAGACCCUUGUCUCCUAUAAGAAGUAGAGAUUCUUUUUCUGCUACAGAAAGUUAUGAAUCUUCAUCACCUAUAGUCAGUACACCUGAAGAUAAUAGCCUACUGGAUGAUAGUAUAGAUAAUGGUUUAAAGAGUACAUCUGCAAAUGCUGCCUUACAUGAUGAAGAGAACUUACUAAAUUCACAUAGUUCUUUUUUAUCUAUAGAUUCUUCCAGCCCAUCUUUGUUUCAAACAAAUUUCACAGCCCACCUUCACAUGGCUGGCACUUUACAUGAUCAAUUACCACUUGCUUUGCUGGCAGUGUCUGAUUUACAAAAUCAAAGUAGUGCUAUGAGCAGCAUUACAGCAUGUGAUACCACAAGUGCAAAGGAAAUAAACAAACAUGCAGACCCAGAGAAGCUUAAGAAACUGCAGGAGAGUCUACUGGCAGAAGACUCAGAAGAGGAAGGAGACCAAUGUCGGAUAUGUCAGAUUGCUGGGGGCUCUUUAACCAAUCCACUGGUAGAACCAUGUGGGUGCGUAGGAACCCUACAGUUUGUUCAUCAGGAAUGUCUAAAAACGUGGCUGAAAGCUAAGAUAAAAUCAGGUGCUGAGCUGGGGGCAGUGAAAACCUGUGAACUGUGUAAGCAGAGCCUGAUAGCUGAUCUGGAUGAUUUUGAUGUGAAUGACUAUUACAGAAAUCACCAACAGUCUCGGGCACAAAGUGAGCUAAUGAAUUCAGGUCUCUACCUUGUGCUGCUCCUUCACCUUUAUGAACAGAGGUUUGCAGAACUCAUGCAACUAAACUACAAUCAAGCCAGUAGAGACAGGCUCUCAAGACAGCCUAGAGCAGAGGAAAAUGAAAGUAGGUUUUUGGAGUUCAGAAUCACUUCUCAGAGAUUCUUGCGUAUUAGUUCUCAUUAA
Messenger RNA from Emys orbicularis (European pond turtle), 2406 nucleotides. It is a transcript of the gene MARCHF10, whose product is annotated as membrane associated ring-CH-type finger 10. Gene Ontology annotation, molecular function: zinc ion binding. Bases 1 to 2406 code for a protein of 801 amino acids. Lineage: Eukaryota; Metazoa; Chordata; Testudines; Emydidae. The transcript is spliced from 9 exons. The record is from RefSeq and is a predicted model, not a curated record.